This is a messenger RNA of Neocloeon triangulifer, 2520 nucleotides long. RefSeq names its product pupal cuticle protein 36-like. The record is from RefSeq and is a predicted model, not a curated record. The coding region runs from base 72 to 1097 and encodes 341 amino acids. Lineage: Eukaryota; Metazoa; Arthropoda; Insecta; Ephemeroptera; Baetidae. The transcript has 4 exons.
CAACCGAGUUUAUAUAAGAGGCCGGAGCGCAAGGUUGUGGUCACCAGUCGACUGCCAGCUGCCUGUUCACCAUGAUCCGACCGGCGGCACUCGCUCUUGUCCUCUUCGUGGGCACCACCCUCGCCGCCUCCAUCGAGAGGGUCGAGUUUGCACCCCUAGAAGAAUUUGCGCGAAGCAAGCGCCGUCCCGAAGACGUGCCCAAGGACCGUCCUCAGGUGGUAUCCGGUGGUGCCGCCGCUGCUGGCGGCGGCGGCUACGGUUUCCCUGGUUUCCCUCCGUACGGAUACGCUGCAGGUUACGCAGGCAACUUCGGCAACAACUUUGGCAAUAAUUUCGGAAACAACUUCCCUAACUUCCCGGCGCCCUUCAUGCCGUUCCCGGCGCCUUACGCCGCCAUGCCCUUCGACUUCAACAGCGUGUUCAACGCGUACAUCAGCGCCCUGCAGCAGUACACGGACAACCUGCAAAAGCUGCAGUUCCAGUUCCAACAAAACCAACAGGCCAUCUCUUCUAGGUACGCGAAAGACAAUUCGGACAGCGGCGCAAGUGCGGGCAUCAAAGACGGUCGCGGCAUUUUGUCCGACCUGCGCGAGGCCAUCUGUCGAACCAUAUUAGCUAACUUUGGCCGUGACCCUUCUGUGUGCAGCAACCCCGCCGGACCCAGCUACUUUGUGGGCACUGCCAGUGGCGGCUCCACCAACCCUGGACAGAUCUCAGUUUCCGCUCCACCCGGCGCCGUCGUCCAGCACUUUGAAGGACCUGGAGGUCUUCAGGGCGUCUCCGUGUCCUCCGGCAGCGGCUUCCCUCCGUUCAGCGGUGGUGCCGUUGGCGGCGCCGCGUUCGCCGGCGGCGCCCCCUUCUCGGCCGGCUCCUUUGGCGGCGCCUCAAGUGGCACCUCUAGCGGCGCAGGCGGCGCCCCCUUCUCAGCAGGCACUUUUGGCGGCGGCCCCGCCGGCGGCAGUGGCGGCGGCGUGUUCACUUCAUCCUCGUCAGGCGUGACCUCGGUCAACGGUCAAACGGAGACCUUCCACCAGUCGACCACGGGCCACGUGGACAGCAACGGCCAGGUCAGCUCGAUCACCGUGACCAAGCCGUGAAAACAACAGUGUUCCAUUAAAUAAAAGGCGCGCACUACAUCGACCAAAACAAGUUCUAAAAAAUCAAACAAAAAAAUACGAAACAAAAAAGAAAAGUAAUUAUGUAACCGCAAAGUGUACUUAUUAAAAUUAAUUAACACCCGCGACGACUAAAUUUGAGCAGCUUGGGGAGUGUGGGGGCGAGUAAUAUCUGCACUUUGUUAGCACGGAAUUGGAGAAAAGUUGGCAUUUGCUGAUUGAAAAAAAUCGAUCGAGUAGUAGUUCGCAACGAUGCACGCGCUUCUUUUUAAUAGGAACGGGAAUGGACGGAGAGAUGAAGGCGCUUUUGUUCACUUUUUGUAAGCUUUUUUAUAGUAAAACUUAAGAGAUAGCACGCAAUUUUUAGUUCAAUUUCAAUUGAGAUGUCUUAAUGAAAAACAAAUCUCAUCUACGCAGACACGCAGUAUUUCCGCGAAUUUACGAAAAACAAGCUUCAAUUUACAUUAGUUGUGUAAUUUAUUUCGAAAUUAGGCUAAUGGCCUCUCUCGAGAGAGGCAAAUUUUUAUUUAUUUCGUAUAAGACCGCAGUUUCCUCUUGUGCGAUAACCUCAGCCGUCGGAUGAUUCGGGAGAAAAACAAACAUCCCGAAGAGUUGGAUGCGUUUGAGGUUGUUUGCACGUGACCAGGCAGCUUCCAACUGACCCCUAUUUAGCCUAAACAAGGUUGCAACAAACAGAUAUUCUAGUAGAAACCGCUAAACUGGCAGUGCAUUGCUUUAUUCAUAUUUGGUAAAUCUUAAAAUCUUAAUAUCUUAAUAAGUUAUAAUUAUAGAACUAAUUUAAGAAAACCCGUUUAAGAGAAUUUAUUAUUUUUAUUAGUGAAUUUUUUAAAUUGACUACGUGCAACGAAUGAUAAAAAAUAUAAUUUCAUGUUUAAAGCACUCACUACGGUUAAGUUGUUUUGAAAAAUAUAAAACUUUGUUCAACUUUGCGUUUCAAUUAAGAAUUUUAAAGAUUAAACAUUGACUAGCUUUUCUCAAGGAGCAGCGUGGGCCGAUUAAAAGACAUUGAUAUUUUAAGAAGUUUUGUUCAUUUUGAUUCGGCUUCUGCUGCUCAAAUAAUUUUAAGUGAAAGAAGGCAUUUUUUUUUCAGCGUAGAUUAAAUUACGUUACUAGUUUUAAAAUCUAAUUAUAAGACAAAAAAUAAACGUUUAAAAAGCACUGAAAGAUCACGAGCAAGCGUGCGCCUCCUCUUCCCUCAUCUACAAUAAGCCAUAAUUUAUAAAAAGCGCUCGCUGGUAAAUGACAGCAAAGCGCUCUCUUUUAUAUUUCGUCAAACGCAUCAUCUGGAAAUAAUAUUUAUUAUAUUGACGCAUGUGAUAAUUAUAUAUGUACCCAAUAAGUUGAUCGAAUAAAGCACCCGGCAUGUCAUCCCACAGUGUGGAAA